This is a messenger RNA of Parus major (Great Tit), 1716 nucleotides long. RefSeq names its product SH3 domain containing GRB2 like 3, endophilin A3 (gene SH3GL3). Lineage: Eukaryota; Metazoa; Chordata; Aves; Passeriformes; Paridae. Gene Ontology annotation, cellular component: presynapse; cytoplasm; glutamatergic synapse. Gene Ontology annotation, molecular function: protein binding. Gene Ontology annotation, biological process: endocytosis; synaptic vesicle uncoating. The transcript is spliced from 9 exons. Bases 63 to 1124 code for a protein of 353 amino acids. The record is from RefSeq and is a predicted model, not a curated record.
GGGACCUGCCGGGCGCGGGCGGCCCUGGGCCCGGGCGGCCGCGGGGCAGCGGCGGCGGGACCAUGUCGGUGGCGGGGCUCAAGAAGCAGUUUCACAAAGCCAGCCAGUUAUUCAGUGAAAAAAUAAGUGGAGCAGAAGGAACAAAGUUAGAUGAGGAAUUCCAAGAGAUGGAAAGGAAAAUUGAUGUUACUAAUAAAGCUGUAACAGAGCUUCUGUCCAAAUCCACAGAGUAUCUUCAGCCAAAUCCAGCAUACAGGGCCAAGCUGGGAAUGCUGAACACUAUGUCAAAGAUCAGAGGACAAGUUAAAACCACAGGCUACCCCCAGACAGAGGGACUCCUGGGAGACUGCAUGAUACGGUAUGGCAGAGAGCUGGGCGAUGAUUCUAUGUUUGGCCUUGCACUGCUGGAUGCUGGUGAGAGCAUGAAGCAAAUGGCAGAAGUGAAGGACUCUCUUGAUAUUAAUGUCAAACAAAAUUUUAUUGAUCCUCUACAAUUAUUGCAGGACAAAGAUUUAAAAGAGAUUGGGCAUCACUUGAAGAAACUGGAAGGGCGCCGCUUGGAUUAUGAUUAUAAGAAGAAGCGUUUUGGAAAGAUACCGGAUGAAGAAGUUAAACAAGCAGUAGAAAAAUUUGAAGAGUCGAAGGAACUGGCUGAAAGAAGCAUGUUCAAUUUCUUAGAAAAUGAUGUAGAACAAGUCAGCCAGUUGGCUGUGUUUGUAGAAGCAGCACUUGAUUACCAUAAACAAUCCACAGACAUUUUGGAGGACCUGCAGAGCAAGCUGCAAAACCGAAUAAAUGUAGCAUCUAGUCGGCCUAAGCGUGAAUAUAAGCCAAAGCCUGUAAUAACUACAACUCUGGAAAUUGGUGAUAAUCAGCAGCACAAUGGGAUUGCCUAUAGUUCUUCCAUAAAAUCAUCAGGUUCUUCAGUGCACAUGGAUCAGCCUUGCUGCCAAGCUCUCUAUGACUUUGAGCCAGAAAAUGAAGGCGAGCUUGGGUUUAAGGAAGGGGACAUCAUAACUUUGACCAAUCAGAUUGAUGAGAAUUGGUAUGAGGGGAUGUUAAAUGGAGAGUCUGGCUUCUUCCCCAUUAAUUAUGUUGAAGUGAUAGUUCCCUUGCCUCAGUGAUUGUGUCAUUUGAGCUGUGAACAUGAUUUCAUGACUGAAAUGGAUUCACAAAUGUUCUGUCAGUGUGGCAUUCUGUGAAAGCCUUGCUGUUUGACUGACUUACUGACUUUUGUAUGCGUCUUUUUAAAAUGUAUUUAUUUUAUAUUCAAAAAAAUUUCACUUUCCCUGAUUUGUCAACCUGCAAAAAAACCCAUACCCAGUUUUUUUGCUUUGUGCCUUGAAGAUCACUGUAUGAAGUGUUUACUGGUAGCUCACUGUUGCUCCAAAAAUGCAUUUCCUUGCUAUUAUUGUAUGUGGAUUUUUUUUUAUCUUUGGCUGCAAUGAUUUUACUAUUGAAAACCAUUUUAAAAAGUACUGUUAGUGAAGCUAACUGUAACCAGUUCCUAAGUUACUGAUGUCAUUGAGCUGUUUUCAUCUAUCACACCGUAAUUUAUUGUGCACAAGUUAAUUCAUCUUUUGCAUUGUAUGUUGACAAAAGGCAAAAUGGUUGUUGUCAAUAUUAAGAUGAUGUUGUACUAAGUACAAGUUCUCAGCAUUGAAAAUUGGUAUAAUUUACUGAUCAAACUGAAUAAAUAUUUCUGUGGGAUAAGAA